UUGCUGACAUACCAAAAGCUUUUGUAACUUGAAUUGGGGAGAAGUAGGAGAUAGUCUUCGAGAAAAUCAAUGAUGGGUAACAUUGGAAUUUUGUUUCCUGAACUUUUGAGUAUCCUUUUUUUCACUUUAUCUUUUUUCUUUUUCAUGCCCCGUGAAGGAAAAAUAUGUCUUCAACCAAAACGCGUCAUCAUAGAUGCGUCAAUUGUCGAAGAAAACUACCGAGUAGUGUGUAGUAUAAGCUCAAAUUUCUCUCCCUCUCUCGCUAAAUCUGUGGUUUUGGUACAGAGCAAUUCAAAGUGAUAAACCAUGACGGGUAGAGAAAUUUUGCAUAAAAUGAAGGCAAAAGCUGGCUUUGGCUCUUCAGCAUCUGACACUGGUAAAGGCAAGAGCAAGAUGUCAGGCAAGCAAAUUACACAUGGGUUUCACUUGAUUAAAGGAAAAUCAAAUCAUGCUAUGGAGGACUACGUUUUUGCGCAAUUCAAGCAAGUGCAGGACAAAGAAUUAGGUUUAUUUGCUAUAUUUGAUGGCCAUUUGGGUCAUGAUGUUCCAGACUACCUGCAGUCCCAUCUGUUUGACAAUAUUUUGAAUGAGCAUGAUUUCUGGACUGAAACUGAGACGGCGAUCAGAAGAGCAUAUGAUGUAACAGAUAAAAAGAUUUUGGAUAAAGCAGUUGAUUUGGGAAGAGGAGGUUCCACUGCAGUUACUGCGAUACUCUUCAAUGGUGAGAAGUUGAUAGUGGCAAAUGUUGGAGACUCGCAAGCUGUGAUAUGCAAGAACGGUGUGGCCAAACAGCUGUCUGUUGAUCACGAACCAGCUAAUGAAAGAGAAGACAUUGAGCACAGGGGUGGUUUUGUCUCAAGAUUUCCAGGAGAUGUUCCUCGGGUAGAUGGACAGUUGGCAGUGGCUAGAGCAUUUGGGGAUAAGAGCUUAAAAAGGCAUCUCACUUCAGAACCAGAUAUUGCAGAGGAAGUGAUUGAGGAAGAUACAGAGUUGAUCAUAUUAGCAAGUGAUGGAUUAUGGAAGGUUAUGUCAAACCAAGAGGCGGUGGACUUGGUAAAGAACACAAAGGAUGCUCAAACAGCGGCCAAGCAAUUAACAGAAGAAGCUGUUACAAGAAAAAGCAAGGAUGAUAUCUCCUGUAUAGUUGUCAAGUUCCAGCGAUCCUUUCUUUGUUAGUCGGUACUAGUCAUCAUCUUAUUAUUAGCCUUGGCUUGUGUGUUGUAUUGCAAGUGUACCAAUAAAAUUUAGAUUUCCUCGUCUUCUCUUUUUACUAAGUAAACCCUUUCCCUUCCUAUGAUAAAUUUUAAUAUGUUAAUCAUGCCUGGAAGAUACUUGGUUCAAAUUGUACAAAACUACAGUUCUGAAAAGCCAGUAUAUUACUUGUUUCCGAUUCUGACGAA
Papaver somniferum (opium poppy) is the source of this 1400-nucleotide messenger RNA. RefSeq names its product probable protein phosphatase 2C 39. Gene Ontology annotation, molecular function: protein serine/threonine phosphatase activity. Bases 307 to 1176 code for a protein of 289 amino acids. NCBI's taxonomy places the organism in Eukaryota, Viridiplantae, Streptophyta, Magnoliopsida, Ranunculales, Papaveraceae. Gene Ontology annotation, cellular component: cytosol; nucleus. The transcript has 5 exons. Gene Ontology annotation, biological process: protein dephosphorylation. The record is from RefSeq and is a predicted model, not a curated record.